CUGGGCCAAGCGGGUGGAAAUGUCGUCUAAAAACGGUUAUGAAGAGGCUUCACAGCGUGGAACGGAUGCACUGCCGGAACUGCUGGUCAACGCAGUGCCUCUGUUGGGUGAAAGCGUACGGUCGCUGAAAGGCUCUGAAAGCGUUGCAUAUUUACCAGCUCAACAGGUUAGGAAGCUGUCAUCGUCAAGCGUCAAAUCCGCUGAGGAUUCACACAGGCACAAUAUAACGGCGAAUAGAACGUCCAAUAGUGAAGGUGAUGCCAGCAGCAAGUUCUCGUUUGAGGAGCAGUCGUAUCCUUCAUCGCCGGCGCCGUUGAAGCUGUCGUCUGUGUGUGACGGGGAUCAAAGCCUCAGAGAUACCACACAGGGCAGUGUAUCGUUCCAUACAGCGCACUCUGAAUCAGUAGGGAGCGUCUACACCGAUCAGUCGACGCCUUCGAAGGUGUCUUUGAAGAAAACAUCGCCAAAGAUCCCCUUGAAGAUCGAGACUGCCCUGUAUACAUCAACUCCUUCAAAAUCGCCUGGGGAUCAGUUAGCAGUGAACAGCUCAAAGGAGUUCAGUUUCCUCAACACAAGUGCUGCUGCUCCGAAUGAGAGUCCUUUGAACUCGCUCACACAGUCAAAGACCAAGACAUUACCGAGAAAUCCUCCUCACAGUCGCCAGGUAUCGGUGUCAUGGGACGUUCAAACACCAGAAGAGUGGACUUUGGAACGCAUCAUAUACUGGUUAGGACUAAACCAGUUCAACGACACAUGGGCUGUCAUGGUCAAAAAGCACAUGCUUGUUGGCUCAGAGUUCUUGAGCCUGACCAACUAUCAAAAGUUGAGUGCUUACAAGAGCGAACUGGACACGUCCAAUGAUUCAACGCAAUCGAGGUUCAUCCAUGUCCUGAGGAAGACGCUGGAUAGGUCAACAUCAGUGACAAACACUAUCUCUCCUCUGGAAACAUCAAGCGUGUCUUCCAUAGAUAACAUGGACUCAAGUCCACCGUCAUCGCCCAAACUGCCACACAGAAGGUCCUCUUCUGAGACUGCUGCUGUGACUGAGAAACUGGUGCCGACUCAAUCAGCCCCAACGUUUAAAGACUCUUCGCCGUCUUCUGAAAGUUCAAGACCACCGUCUAUUCAACAAGGCCGUGUCGGGAAGAAUAUAGCAAAGCAAAGACCACUAUCCACUACAGACGAGUCCACAGGGAAUAUGUGGGUGACCUCACCGGUGUCACCAGUCGUUAGCCACGGGUUGUUUAGAAGACAUAAAAAGUCGAGCUCCUCUGAAAGCUCGCUGUUUACGUCUUUGUUCAAUGGCAGUUCUUCUAACCUCACAGGUAUUUCUGAGGACCGGAAAAGGGAUAAAGAUGCUAAACCGUCAACCUUCAGUAAAUUCAACCUCAGAGGGAAACAGAGAAGUCGUGAUUUAUCAAGAGAGAAGGAAUCUUCAUCUCCUGUGAGCCCUGCAACUUCCUCAUUUGAGAAAGUGAAAGGGAGAAAAUCUGACACAUCUAAAAGCUCUUCUGAUGGUUCCAAGGAGAGGAUCUCUGCUCUCCCUCAAUUUGUCCUUGAUCGUAAAUUCCAACCUGUGGCGAAACAGAAGAACUCUGAUCAAUACGUACUGGUUACGAUGGACAAUAUAAACUUCAAAGCUGUGAACGUUGGACAGUGUGAUACAAGGGAGGGCUUCAGAAAACUACUAUGUGAUGUCUUGGAACUCAAAUCUCUUGAAUUUACUGUGCAUCUGACUGAUUUUGGAUGCUCCAUAGGCGAAAGUCUUGAUGAGGAUGCACUGGACCAUAUUGUAUCCUCCAGGUACAUACCUUGCACAGGGAAGUUCUUUAUAACUUCUGCAGAUACCCUUUCAACAAUCACAAGCUCAUCAAUUGGAAGCGUGUCUGAUCUGAAUUCCUUCGAGAGCAAAGAAGAUAAAUUAUACCCAAAUACUCCACAACAUUACUACGAUGCGGUUCAGAAAUCACCAAACACUGACUACUGGAACUUUAAGGAAAGCUUGCCAAAGAAUGCCGUUGCAUCUGGACCAGAGAAACCUACAAAUGAACCAUUGAAGCCAGCAAAACGACUUGAACCUGUUCAACCAAAGCCAAUGAGACCGUCAGCUGUCAAGCAAACAGCCAGAAUUCCAACUCUAACAAAUGACAGUGGAAGCUCUUUCAGAAUCGUCAGACCGGCGAAUAGAGGAGAGAUCAACUUUGACAAGAGAAGAGAAUCACCGUUUGUUGCCAAAAGGGUGGCUCCUCCUCCUCCUCAAAGGCCUGGUAUGAAUGGUUCUGCCAACUCAAGUUCCGGUUCUGUUACUCGACUGGAACCAUUGAAAGAAUCUAUCAGCGGAGAAAGUACAUUUAUCUCGACCUAUACACCAGGAUCGAGUAACACGCUUAUACCGCAACCGUAUAAAGGUGGUGGGUCUGUUUCACCAAUAUCGAGAAAGGCCCUCCACACUAUAUUGAACAACGAUGAAGAGAGGGUCAAACGCUCCCUGACACGAACACACUCAACGCGUUCAAUUCGGACGGUUGAUAAAUUCAAAGAAAACAUCAUCUCAUUUGAUGAUGCUCCUGAAUUGGACGAUACGGAAAAUGAUGACUCUGAUGAUGAUGAUUUUUGGGCAAAAGCACCAUCCCAGAAGUCCAGUACCAACGACGAGUCGAUUGCAGAGAUGGUUGUCAGACCGCCAGCAGAAGUGUUGUAUGACAACAUCGAGAAGUUCUUUCCCAACACAGAUCUCGAUCAACCUGUGUUAGAACUACCAUCUGUACCAUCAUCGCCUUCUAAUGUCAUUAAUCCACCAAAGGCAAAACCAAUCAGAAAGGUGGUGAGUAGUAUUGACGAGGACUUUGAGAAGUUGCAUAAACCACAGAGAAUGAAAACCAUUCGUGCUGUUGCAAAGGAAGCAGGAGAAGCACGUAAGAGAGAAAACUUAACGAGACAGAAUACCCAGCCAGGAUUGGUUAGACGACAGAGCACGAAGAUGUGGGGUCGUAAAGUUGUGGAGGUUAGACCUAACCGCAAGCAAGAGAUGGCCCGUUUAAAACGUGAUAAUGAUGCUGAAAUCAAAGAAUUCUCUUGGGUAAAAGGUGAUUUGAUUGGGAAGGGAACGUUUGGCAAUGUGUUCUUAGCACUUAAUGUAACGACUGGUGAAAUGAUUGCUGUGAAACAAGUUCACAUCCCACGCAAGACAACGAGCGAGUCAGCACGUAUCAAAGACGUUAUUGAUGCCCUUCAAUCUGAAGUGGACACAUUGAAGGAUCUCGACCAUUUGAACAUCGUACAGUAUCUUGGGUUUGAAAAAACUGAAAAGGACUAUAACUUGUUCCUCGAAUAUGUUGCGGGAGGAUCUGUUGCAUCAUGUUUGAGACUCUAUGGGAAAUUCGAGGAGCCACUUAUUCAGUUCCUUACUGCUCAGGUUGUUGCUGGACUGGCUUAUCUCCACUCCAGAGGAAUCUUGCAUCGUGAUAUGAAAGCAGAUAACUUAUUGCUGGAUCUUGACGGUGUUUGUAAGAUCUCCGAUUUUGGCAUCUCAAAGAAAUCUAACGAUAUCUAUGCCAAUGAUGCUGGAAUGUCAAUGCAAGGUACCAUCUUUUGGAUGGCACCAGAAGUUGUCAAUAGUGCAGGGGCAGGUUAUAGUGCAAAGGUUGAUAUAUGGUCUCUUGGAUGUGUUGUUUUGGAAAUGUUUGCAGGACGUCGUCCAUGGUCAAACUUGGAGGCCAUACCGGCUAUGCUGAAGAUUGGUAAAUCCAAGGCUGCACCUCCUAUUCCUGAAGAUACGUUGCCUUUGGUCUCCAUGGUUGGAAGGCAUUUCCUGGAUCAAUGUUUUGCCGUGGAUGCCUCUCAAAGACCAACAGCUCAGCAGCUUCUGGUGGAUAAGUUCUGUGGAGUAGACCCUACAUUCUCCUUCUCCGACACGAGGUUAUCGAGGCUCAUCAAGGCUAACGAGAAGAAGUUCCAAAUGUGAGGCCUUAUUACAAUACAUGAAAACUAGAAAAAUAUUAAACAGUUCAUCAAUUCAUUAUUUAAUAGAGCACUGGGUCUGCGUAUCACUCGACGAGUCGCCCACAUUGUCCGAGAUCGAGUUCGCUCGAGAUGAAAUCAGUGCUUGUAAUUCUUCCUCCAGUUCCAAUAGUCUCAGCUCAGUGUAUGUUUGUAGUUUAUCAAACAACAUAUAUGUGAG
This is a messenger RNA of Williopsis jadinii, 4180 nucleotides long. It is a transcript of the gene BCK1, whose product is annotated as mitogen-activated protein kinase kinase kinase BCK1. The transcript has a single exon. NCBI's taxonomy places the organism in Eukaryota, Fungi, Ascomycota, Saccharomycetes, Phaffomycetales, Wickerhamomycetaceae. Gene Ontology annotation, biological process: protein phosphorylation. Gene Ontology annotation, molecular function: ATP binding; protein kinase activity. The record is from RefSeq and is a predicted model, not a curated record. The coding region runs from base 20 to 3964 and encodes 1314 amino acids.